Molecule: messenger RNA, 2476 nt
Organism: Neolamprologus brichardi
Lineage: Eukaryota; Metazoa; Chordata; Actinopteri; Cichliformes; Cichlidae
Source: RefSeq, a predicted model, not a curated record
CAUCAUGGAGGCAGGUGUAUUUCUCCUGCUGCUGUUCCCAUUGUUGGGGAUUGGGUCGACUCUCAGCUUUUAUGGAGACAGCAUUAGUUUCAUGGCUCCAGAGAAGGAAAUGGAUGGGACAUUUAAGGUGACCUUUUAUCACCGGCAGAAUGGCAAAAGUAACUGUCAGGAUCAGUCAUCUUUCUCGUGUGAUAGUGGCGUAUGUACAGGCUUUAACGAGUCGAGUGUCCUGCAAACAGACCAGGACAGCACAGGCCAAGGCCGCUGGUGCCAGUCUGAAGGACACACAACAGCAACCAUCCUGACUAAUAAUGCCUCCUUUUCUCUGAGGGACUCUGGCUGCUGCUGGGUGUCUAAUGUUGAAGGGGAAACCCAGUGGACAACAUAUGCUGAGCUGGACCUGGGAACUCGAUCUGAUACGCACACUGUCAACAGCUGUCCCGUAACAACAACAGUGUCUUCUUUGCGGGUGCCUCAAAACUGUUUUUCCAGGAUUCGUAUUCUUGCACAUGAUCCAGAUGGAGAUGAAGUGAAAUGUCGCUUUGCUACAUCUGGUCCCACAAACUUCACUCUAGACGAGUACUCGAAUGAUGUCCUCCUGCCAAUACCAAACUGUGAAGCCGGUCAUGUGCAGCCCAUAUUCUUGUACAGAACCCCUUCACACGGUGAUAUUCUUCAUGCCACUGUGGGCCAGACAUUCCAGCUUUAUGCUGAAGCUGAAGCUCGCCAUUCCAGCAUCCACGACUUCCAGGUCAGUGGCCCCCAGAACAUGACCAAAGUGUUCAAAGACGAUGUGCUCGGAAAAGCAGAAGUCACUCUCAGCUGGACACCACAGCUCAGUGACCUGUACAGAUAUGUCCCAGUCUGCUUCACUGCAGAGACAAAUGAGACCCAAUCAGAGAUGAGGUGUGUUGUUGUCUUGGUGACCCAAGCAUCUACCACACAAGUGACAGAUAAAGGUGAUUAUAUCGUUUUCAAGAAUGUGAUCAACUCCUUUGAGCUGGCUAACGAGGUUAUAACUCGAAGGAAGACGGUUAAAAUCGGUUUCUCAUGCCAGUUUCCCAAAUCCAUCAGCAUCUCCAAUUACUACAAUCUCCACAACGCUGACUACAUUUUCACCGAGUCCAACUUCGGAAGCUUUGGCUACACUUUUGAAAUUUUCCACAACAGCAGCUUUACAAAUAGAGUGGAGGCCAGUGCCUAUCCAGUACAAGUCAAGCUGCUGGAGACUAUUUUUAUGGGCAUCCAAGCUAGUUCAGAAUUACCAAACGUGAUGUUGUUUGUUGAGUCGUGCAAAGCCACUCCUGAUAACAACCCUGAAAACAGCCUCUCGUACUACAUCAUCAGGAAUGGGUGUGUAGAAGACGAGACGGUAACAAUUUACCCAUCUGAUAAAACUGCAUUCAACUUCGGAGUUCAAGCCUUUAAAUUUACUGGAAACUAUGACCAGGUAACUUUAGAUAGCACCAAAUACAAACCUCUAACCUAUACAAAAAUAUUACUCACACAGUUAUAUACUGAAGAGUAUAUGCAGAACAAAGAAAAUCCUGAUAUCACUGCUUUCCUGCUGUUUUGGCUGGCCCCAGACAGCCCAACAGAACACACGACCCGGAGGCCGACAGCACAGGAGGCCAAAACAGUUCAGUUCCGGAGGCCGACCGUGCGAAAGGCAGCGGCAGCGGGGCAGGUCCGGAGGCCAGCCGCGUGGACGCAACGGCGGGCAGACGGCAACGGCGGCGUAGAAACAGUUCUGGGGGCCGACUGCGUGCAUGGCAGCGGCGGCGACAGAGCAAGUCCGGAGGCCGGCCACACGGAAGGCAGUGGUGGCGUUCAGGAGGUCGUCCACCGUGGCGUCAAUGUCCAACUGGCAGAAGCCUGGCAGAAGGCCGACGAUGUUGAGGCAGCAGUACAGGACCCAAAGGUUGCGUGGCCCCCCCAGCACUGGACGAGGCCGAGGCAGAGGCUGGACCAGGCGAAGCUGAAGCUGAAGCGGAGGCUGGACCAGGCGAAGGCGAAGUUGAAGCUGGACCAGGCAAAGCCAAUGAAGCUGAAGCAGAGGCUGGACCAGGCGAAGCGGGUGAAGCUGAUGCGGAGGCUGGACCAGGCGAAGCUGAUGCGGAGGCUGGACCAGGCGAGGCCGCAGACUCGGAGGCUGCUGCAGGCGGCGUGGAUGAAGCUGCUGCCGCAGGCGGUGUGGAUGAUGAAGCUGCUGCCGCAGGCGGCGUGGAGGCGGCGGCGUGGACGAAACUGUGGAUGCAUGAUGAAGCUGCUGCUGCAGGCGGCGACGUGGUGGAACAGCUGGUGGCUGGACAGGCUCCUCGGGCCCCCCAGCUGCCGAGGAAGGUUGCUGGACGGGCUCCUCGGGCCCCCCAGCAAAAACAAUCACAAAACCAGCGGGCACUGGGGCAUUUCACGGAAGAAGGGGCAUUUCACGGACACCUGCCCUUCUCGGUCAAAAGAGUCAGCCCGUCAGUAA